Messenger RNA from Cladophialophora psammophila CBS 110553, 1461 nucleotides. RefSeq lists its product as uncharacterized. The record is from RefSeq and is a predicted model, not a curated record. Gene Ontology annotation, molecular function: carbohydrate:proton symporter activity. Bases 1 to 1461 code for a protein of 486 amino acids. Gene Ontology annotation, cellular component: membrane. Gene Ontology annotation, biological process: carbohydrate transport; transmembrane transport. Lineage: Eukaryota; Fungi; Ascomycota; Eurotiomycetes; Chaetothyriales; Herpotrichiellaceae. The transcript is spliced from 5 exons.
AUGACCUUGGCAGCUAACAGCGUGAUCCUAGGAUACGAUCAAGGCGUCCUUGGAGGUCUCAUCUCCCUUCCAACUUUCCUGUCCGCAAAUCACAUCAAUGCCAACGCUGCAGAUUUGCAGGGCACAAUCGUGGCGAUUUACGAUAUUGGUUGCCUGACCGGAUGUAUUAUCUGUGGUUUCGUCGGGCAGAUGCUUGGUCGCCGCCUGUUUGUUGUCAUUGGGGGAAUCCUCAUUUGUUUUGGUGCCGGACUGCAAGCUGGAGCCCAUGGGACCUCGUAUCUCAUUUCGGGACGUGUCAUUGCUGGCCUCGGGAUGGGCAUUAUCACGGUGAUGGUGCCCGUGUGGGUUGCCGAAACAGCCAAAGCAAAGUCUCGCGGUGCGUUGAUUGCGACUCAACUCUCGAUAGUCAUCUUAGGUCUCACCAUCGCCUACUGGUUCGACUACGGCAUGAUUCGCAGUUAUCCCGGUACAGAGGCAGUCUGGCGCUUACCCAUAGCUUUCCAAGUCGUCUUCAUUUUGUUGACCUUUGCCAUGAUCUUCUUUCUCCCGGAGUCGCCUCGCUACCUCUACGCAAAUGGCCAGAUUGCCGACGCCGAUCAUGUCAUGGCUCGAAUCUACUCUGUUCCAGUGGACAGUGAGGUGGUAACCAAACAACGCUCCGACGUAUUUGCGGCCCUGGAAGCAGAGAAAGAGUACAACUUCAAUUUCAAGAACCUGUUCUACGACAACUCCCCGGUCAAUACGACCUGGCGGCUGUGGCUGGGUGUCCUUGUUCAGUUCUUCCAACAAAUGGAUGGCAACAAUAUCGUCUCGUAUUACGCGACAUAUCUCUUCAUUCAUUCGCUUGGGAUGUCUCAAAACCAGGCUGCCAUCACCAGCGGUGGCGUCACUUUGCUCUUCAUGGGGGGCACAUUCUCGACUGUGUAUACAACAGAGAAAUUUGGCCGACGACCAGUCAUGUUAUGGGGUGCUAUUUUCUGCUCUCUGUUUAUGAUCUUGUUCACCAUCGGACUCGCUGUAAACAAUGACUCUUCCAAUAAGCUGGCCGUGGUCAGCAUCUUCUUGUUUGAGUUUGCAUUUGGGGCCUCAUGGUGCGAUGCUCCGUGGAUCUACGUUCCAGAAAUUGCACCUCUCCAUGUUCGUCACAUUGGCACUUCCAUGGGUGUCUUCACCCAAUGGAUCAUCACAUUUAUCGUGGUCAAGUUUGGGCCGAUGGGAAUCCAAGCCUCUGGAUGGAAAUUCUAUCUCCUGUUCUGCGUCUUCAACGUCUUGGCCGUACCUUUUGUCUAUUUCUGCGUCAAGGAGACAAAGGGCCUUAGCUUGGAGGAGAUCGACGUGCUCUUCGCGAAGAAAGAGUACAAGCACGUGCUACAAGCGAGACUCCGGGGUGAUCUUGAAGCCAUAGAAAAGAACAAAUUUGAGGAGCACGAGGUGGCUCAGGAGACAUUCGAGAUGAAGUAG